AUGGCAAAUAAAUGAUUUGGUUCGAAGCAGAUACAUUAUAGUGGUGCCGUGAAUUAACCCACUCUCUUAACUCAUGCAGCUGACAUUCCACAGAUGUGUGGAGGCCUUGGGAGAAAGGAGAUAUGGUAUUGAGAGUGUACACAUGGUAAGUUUUUACCUGGUUUAGUUGAGUGCAACGUCGAGAUAAAGCCGACCGCAUGUUCGCAUCUAAGUCAGGUUUUGACUCAUAGGGGAUGGAACUGAGUGGUUAGUUUUCCUAGCCAAACGGAACUAUUUCCAAGCAUGAAACUAGGAGUUAUGCUCCGGGCUUCAGAUUUAUAUUUUGACAGAGAUUCGUCCAGAAAAUUCAACCAUUUUAAUCUAAUUAUACUUAUAGCAAGUCCGCUGUAAUUCCUGAAAGACGAUCUUCUAACCCUAACGCUUCCUGCCUGCUCGCAGUUCGUGUUUCACGAUAUCAUAAAGAUUGCUACUGUUGGAAGAGGUCUGUGCUCGCUCCCCAAGUAGUUGGAUGAUUUGUGUCACGCGCCGCGUAAAAUUCAAAAUGAUUGGAUUUUCUAGUCGACUCAUCAAAUGGAGAUCCGACGCCAAAGAACUUCUGGUUUGAUGUUAGGGAAUAGUCAUGAUUAGUCAAAAAGUGUCUCUACUCUGCUGGGAUAAACUCUUUUACUUCUGAGACAAAAAACCUGAUCUGGCGUAAGCUUGAGAUCGGCUAGCCAUACAUUGAGCUUCACGAAGCCAAGUAAAAUCUGGCUGAAUACACAUUCUCAAACGUCAUCCUCCAUUCCUCGUGCCCCCAGUAGAUGUGGGCUCAGCUAGAGGAGUUAAUAGUGGGUCGAUUGGCUCGUCACUCCAUUUUAAUGCAUUUCUAAAAAAAUCAAUCACCUUGAAUUUUCCACAGUUGUCAACAACUUAUGGUUACGCACUGCAGGGUGGCUAAACUCUUCCAGCUACGAGUAGCGAGUGCAGGUCCUUGCCACCAGGAUCAAACUUCGAGAUCUUGUGAAACACGAACUGGCGAGCAAGUGGAGAAGCCUUAGUGAAGGAGGCCGUCUUCAUAAGGCAUUGGACUUUUCUAUAAUUAUAAUUAAGAUGACGGUUUGAUUCUAAACGAAAUCCAAUUAAAAUAUUCCCAAAUUAUGAGCCAGACUUCGCUGGAACCGAAUUCUAUCAAAAUGCAACUAAUCAGUCACUAACUGCUCAAGAUCUAGAAAUUAAAACAUCUGCAAUUUUAAGCCGAAAUAAUAACGAUACACAAACAGAGCAAGAGUUCAGAAGAAUCCGUGAGUGAUACAAUAAUCAAAAUAAACUAAUAGCUCAGAACUCAAUGAAGCUUAUCAGAAAUAUAUAG
Molecule: messenger RNA, 1348 nt
Organism: Blepharisma stoltei
Lineage: Eukaryota; Ciliophora; Heterotrichea; Heterotrichida; Blepharismidae
Source: the annotation of a GenBank genome assembly